Molecule: messenger RNA, 2070 nt
Organism: Pleuronectes platessa (European plaice)
Lineage: Eukaryota; Metazoa; Chordata; Actinopteri; Pleuronectiformes; Pleuronectidae
Gene: kcnn2
Product: potassium calcium-activated channel subfamily N member 2
Exons: 9
Coding region: 1-2070 (689 amino acids)
Biological process (GO): potassium ion transmembrane transport
Cellular component (GO): neuronal cell body; plasma membrane; neuron projection
Molecular function (GO): small conductance calcium-activated potassium channel activity; calmodulin binding
Source: RefSeq, a predicted model, not a curated record
AUGGAAACCCCCCUGCAGCUGCACAACGAUUUCUUCCCAGAGCGGCAGCAGUUCCAGCACUGUAAGUACCAGCACUACUGCGGGCGGGAGGAUCGUCUCGGCAAGCAGCCGCACGACCGAUGCUGCACCUGCAGUAGCUGCACCUGUGACGCGCGGAAAAGCCUCAUCUUUCGCGGGACGUCGCCGACCACUGUGGGAACUUUGAGGACACCUUCGGAGACGUCUUCCAAGCAAGGUUGCCAGUACAGCGUGUGCGAGUUCACACCUUCUAGUCAUGGUAGUUCAUCCAGACACCAUCCUCCGCCUCCUCCUCCUCCUCCUCCUCACCACCAUCAGCAGCAGCAGCAGCAGCAGCAGCAGCAGCAGCAGUGCCGCGGUCGGGGCAGCCUGGGCAGCGGCCACAAAGACAGUAACUCCUACAAUGAAAUAGCCAUGAGCAGCUGCAGAUACAACGGCGGCGUCAUGCGUCCGCUGAGCAACUUGAGCUCGUCCCGCAGAAACAUACACGAGUUUGAUUCCGAGUCCCAGCCACUGCAGCCCAUCUCACCCGCGGAUGCGUCGGAACCUCUGUCGUCCAAGCCGGAUAACAAUUCCACCACCCUGAUGCCUUACGCAUCGGGGGACGCGGGGGGAGGCUGCGGCCACAGCGGCGGCAAAUCGGGGAAGAAGAAGAACCAGAACAUUGGGGAGAAGCUGGGGCACCGGAGGGCCCUGUUCGAGAAGAGGAAGCGUCUCAGCGACUAUGCUUUAAUCUUUGGGAUGUUUGGGAUCGUUGUUAUGGUUAUAGAGACUGAACUCUCAUGGGGAGCCUAUGGAAAGGAGUCCCUGUAUUCAUUAGCUCUAAAAUGCCUGAUAAGCCUUUCUACAAUCAUCCUCCUGGGGCUGAUUAUCAUUUACCACGCCAGAGAGAUACAGUUAUUUAUGGUGGACAACGCCGCCGAUGACUGGAGGAUAGCCAUGACGUAUGAGCGCAUCUUCUUCAUCUGCCUGGAGAUCCUGGUGUGCGCCAUCCACCCUAUCCCAGGGAACUACACCUUCACCUGGACCGCGCGCCUGGCCUACUCCUACGUGCCAUCCAAGACAGAUGCGGACGUGGACAUCAUCCUGUCCAUACCCAUGUUCCUGCGGCUGUACCUCAUCGCCCGUGUCAUGCUGCUGCACAGCAAGCUCUUCACGGACGCCUCCUCCCGCAGCAUCGGGGCACUCAACAAGAUUAACUUUAACACACGCUUCGUGAUGAAGACCCUCAUGACCAUCUGUCCUGGCACUGUGCUGCUGGUCUUCACCAUCUCGCUGUGGAUCAUUGCUGCAUGGACUGUGAGAGCUUGCGAGAGGUACCAUGACAACCAGGACAUAACCAGCAACUUUCUAGGAGCCAUGUGGUUGAUCUCAAUCACGUUUCUUACCAUUGGAUACGGGGAUAUGGUCCCAAACACAUACUGUGGGAAAGGAGUCUGCCUGCUGACUGGCAUCAUGGGUGCUGGCUGCACUGCUCUGGUGGUCGCUGUGGUGGCAAAGAAACUGGAAUUAACCAAAGCGGAAAAACACGUCCACAAUUUUAUGAUGGACACCCAGCUAUCAAAAAGAGUGAAAAACACAGCUGCGAAUGUUCUCAGGGAGACGUGGCUCAUCUACAAGAACACUAAACUGGUGAGGAAGAUGGACCACGCCAGAGUCAGGAAGCACCAGAGGAAAUUCCUCCAAGCCAUUCACCAAGCUCGAAAAUUGAGAAGUGUUAAAAUGGAGCAACGCAAGCUGAAUGACCAAGCAAACUCUCUAGUGGACCUUGCUAAGACUCAGAACAUCAUGUAUGACAUGAUAUCGGACUUGAACGAGCGAGGCGAGGACAUGGAGAAGAGGAUUGCCUUGCUGGAGACAAAGCUGGAGACUCUAUUGAGUAACUUGCAGGCUCUGCCAGGACUCAUCAGCCAGGUCAUCAGCCAGCAGCACAGGGACUUCCUGGAGGUGCAGCUCCAGCCUUAUGACAAACACAGCCCUGAGCGCUCACAGUCAGUGUCCCGACGGAGGUCGUCCUCCACUGCACCGCCCACCUCCUCCGAGAGCAGCUAG